AUGGCGAAGCGCCGACGUACGAACGUGGACGAUUCCGAUUCCGAUGCCUCAUUCGCUGCCGAAAGUGAAAGCGACGACUACGACGAGGACGACGUCUUUGAUACGAAGGAUGAAAAAGGCGAUUCGAGCUCCGACGCAACCGAUAUCGACGAUCUCUGCGAUGACGAUGUGGAUGUCGAAGACCAAAUUAGACUCUUUGAUGGCAAUCUUCAGUCAUCCGAGUAUUGGCGACACAAGGUCGAGGCGUUCACUGAGGACCCCUUCGCCUGCCAGGAUUAUAGCCCUGGGACGACGGUGCUUCUCGAUGCCGUGGAGGAACAGUGGCGACAGUUUUGUUGUGUUCUCAAACGCGAUCCAAAGGAAUGCUAUGCAAAGAUCUCGCUCGGCCUCAUGUACAAUUUUUUCGACUGGGUCAUGAGUCAGAAGAUUGGUAAGAAUGGCAGAAAAAAACGCGGAAUCAAGAAGAAGAGCUCUUUGGGCACAUACUGGAAGGUCUUUCGACUCGUCUUCGAGAGAGCCGUGGGUGAAAAGAUUAACCAGAAGCUGAACCGCAGCAUGCACAGAGUUCUACGAGAUUUAGGAAAGAAACACCGGCUGAGCGAGCAGCGGCGAGUUAAUCGUUGUAUGACGAUCGACGAUCUCAAGCUGCAGAUCGAGACGACGCUAAGCACGACGAAGAAGUCGUUCAAGCUUGGGGAGCUGCGCAUCCUCGCCGUGCUCUUUCUCCUCCUGCUUGCGCCGGCCGGUUCUCGCCCAGAAGCGACCCUGAACCUGCGGUUCAAGGACAUCAGGGUCGUUCUGGCCAGAGACCCAGAAGGCGGACCACACAAACUUCUCCUUCGCUUUACUCCGGAGUUCACCAAAAGCUAUCUUGGCGAGAAGGAACAGAAAACAUACUCCAUCCCCGAGACGAUGUUCGAUCCGUCCUUGCUCCUAAGCCCCCAUGUAUUCCUCCUCGGCGUCCUCUUCCGACACCGAGCUUUCAACGCAUCCAGCCUCACCUCGCCACACCAUCUUGAUAACCUCGACAUACAUCCUGGCGAGCGGGAGCUGCCCCUGCCGUUGAGAGAGGACCUGAAUGAUACCUUCAUAUUUCGUCGGGUCAUCGAGACAUUUACAGGCUAUCAAAUUUCCACCAACGAUCGUAUCACCUCUGGCAUGAUGGCGGCGUGGAUUCAGAGAAUCGGCGAAAUACUCGGCUUCGAGUACCCUACGAUAGCGUACAACCUACGCUAUAAUGCUGCCAACGCGUUCGACCAAAGCGUCGACGUCAGCGAAGCCCUCCGGAAUCUGGCUCUAGGACAUGGCAACUCCGAUCCUUUCCAGAGACACUACCUCGGACGGAACAUUUCGGCCGACCUUUGGGGCGUCCUCCGAGGGCAGAAGCCACAGCAGGCGCUCAUGAAGCAGUCUUGCAGCAUAGGUCACUCUAUCUCCGAGCGUCGCCCCACCGGCCUCACAACAGAGCAGUCUGCAUCGGUCGCCACGCAUCCGACUAUCAGGGAGCUGACAAAAGCUCUUCGAGAACUGCCGCAAGGCUCCAAACAGUACAACCAAGUCAAGCGAGCGAGACGGAACGAAAAGCAGAGGCUUCGGAGAGAACUCAAACAGAGAAUCAGAGACGAGUGGACUGACAAGCAAGCCACAGACGACAUCGAGCGUCAGAUACAUGGCAUCGGAUUUGACAAUCCUGCGACGGACAACACCUGUCGACCUCAGGGCACAGCACAAAGGCACCUGAUGAAGAAACUCACUGCCCCGACCGUGACCACGCUCGAAGGUCAAUAUCGAAGGAGGGAUGAAGCCAUCGAGGCUGUUUCCACAUAUUGCCUUGUCCAGGAAGGAUGCACUGUGCCCCGGUCUCGCCCUCUGUCGACACCAGAGGCCGCCGUUUAUUGCUCUACUUCUAAUCCGCCUGAGGGUGGCCAGUUGGACCUCGCCAUACGAUCUGUUUUUAUCACUAACGAUAAGGAGCGGCCCAAGAGAUGCUUUAUCUGUAUUGGACAGGCCUUGGAUUUAACUCCAGAUGGCAAGGCUCGAUUGGACGAACUCACCCAUGAGUUCUACACAUCUAAUGAUUUGACCAAGCACUUCCGAAACAAGCAUUUGUCCAAGGUUGCGGACGGUGAGAGACCCGAGUGCAAGGUUUGCAAAAUGACGCUCGAACACAAAAUGCACCUCCAAAAUCACGCCAUGAGGAUACACGGCACGGUGUCUUGA
Colletotrichum acutatum is the source of this 2220-nucleotide messenger RNA. RefSeq names its product C2H2 finger domain protein. Bases 1 to 2220 code for a protein of 739 amino acids. Lineage: Eukaryota; Fungi; Ascomycota; Sordariomycetes; Glomerellales; Glomerellaceae. The transcript is spliced from 5 exons. The record is from RefSeq and is a predicted model, not a curated record.